This is a messenger RNA of Rhineura floridana, 2511 nucleotides long. Its product is annotated as vomeronasal type-2 receptor 26-like. The transcript is spliced from 6 exons. Gene Ontology annotation, cellular component: membrane. Gene Ontology annotation, molecular function: G protein-coupled receptor activity. NCBI's taxonomy places the organism in Eukaryota, Metazoa, Chordata, Lepidosauria, Squamata, Rhineuridae. The coding region runs from base 1 to 2511 and encodes 836 amino acids. The record is from RefSeq and is a predicted model, not a curated record. Gene Ontology annotation, biological process: G protein-coupled receptor signaling pathway.
AUGGCAUGUGAGACUCGCAUUGUUCAAUGCACUUUCUAUUACCCACAGCUUCCACUUCACAAGUAUCAUCAGUCAGGAGACCUCAUAAUUGGUGGCAUUGCUUAUUAUGCUGGUAAUGUUGCCAGUGAAAUGCUGUUCAUGGAAGAACCCCUGCCAACGUUGACAGAACCAUUUGUCAUAGUGCCUAAGCAUUACCAGCACAUCACAGCCUUGGCUUUCACAGUAAAAUACAUAAAUGAAAACUUGCAGAUCUUACCCAAUAUCACUUUGGGCUUCCACAUUUAUGACAGCUAUGGCAGUUCAAUGAGGACCUAUCAUGCCACAAUGCUACUUCUUUCAUCACCUGAAAGAUUUACCCCAAACUACCUAUGUGACAAUAAGAAAAAUCUAAUAGCAGUUGUUGGUGGACUGGAUGCCAAAAUUUCCAUUGAUAUGGCAACCCUCUUGAAUAACUAUAAGGUUCCACAGAUGGUCCCUCAUGAAGCUGUUCAGUAUGAGGGGAUUCUCUCUUUGCUUCUGCAUUUCAGGUGGACAUGGAUUGGGGUCAUUGUAAUAGAUGAUGAUGGAAGUGGUGAAAGAUUUUUGCAAACUGUGUUGCCAAAGUUCUCCCAGAGUGGUAUCUGCUAUGCCUUUAUAAAAAGAAUCUCCACAUUAUCUUCAUUCGCUGAAAUUAAUGAAAUGCUAGAAGAUGGAGCAAAACUACACAAUGAAGUGAUGAGUAGCAAAGCCAAUGUAGUUCUGUUUUAUGGAGAAUCUAAUUCCAUGUUUAUUUUGAGAUGGUUUCCAUAUUUUUCAGAACAUCCACCAAGUCUACCAAGAGGUAUAGUGUGGAUAAUGACAGCUGAAAUGGAACUUACAUCAAUGGUCUAUCAAAAGGAUUGGGAAACGGAAAUAUUCCAUGGUGCUCUUUCCUUCACAAUCCAAUCCAAAAACCUACCAGAAUUCAAAACAUUUGUUGAGGGACGAAAUCCUUCCAACACAAAAGAAGAUGGUUUUAUCAGGGACUUUUGGCAACAGGCCUUUGACUGUGUAUUCCCAGAUCCAACUGUGGGUGAUGUGAAGGGAAAUGUUUGCACUGGGGUGGAGAAGCUAGAGAGCCUUCCAGCACCAUUUUUUGAAAUGAGCAUGUCAGGCCACAGCUACUGCAUUUACAAUGCUGUCUAUGCUAUAGCACAUGCUUUACAUGACAUGUCCUCAUCUAGAGUCAAACAUGGAGCAAUGGAAGGUAGAAGAGGACUGAAGCAUCAAAUUCAACCGUUGUGGCAGCUCCAUCACUUUCUCAAAAGUGUCUCUUUUAACAACAGCAGUGGAGACAAGAUUUCUUUUGACCAGUAUGGGGAGUUAGUGGCUGGAUUUGAUGUGAUCAACUGGAUUGUUUCCCCAAACCAAACAUUUCACAGAGUGAAAGUUGGGAGGACAGAUCCCAGACAAGGGUUCACCAUCGAUGGGGAUGCCAUAACAUGGUACAGCUGGUUUAACCAGUCUCAGCCUCUUUCUUUAUGUACUGAGAGAUGCCAUCCUGGUUUUAGAAAGAAAGUGAAGGAAGGGGAACCAUUUUGCUGCUAUGAUUGCAUCCCAUGUCCAGAAGGGAAGUUUUCAGCUCAAGAGGAUAUGAAUGAUUGCAGUAAAUGCUCAGAUGAAGAAUAUCCAAACAAGAACCAGGAUGUGUGUAUUCCCAAAGAUAUAAGCUUCUUGUCUUAUAAUGAACCUUUGGGCAUGAGUUUAGCCUGUUCUGCUCUUUCUUUUUCUUAUAUCACAGCCCUGGUCCUGGGAACAUUUAUGAAGCACCACAACACACCCAUUGUCAAAGCCAACAACCGGGAUGUCACCUACACUCUCCUCAUCUCUCUCCUGCUCUGCUUCCUUUGUGCACUCCUAUUCAUUGGCCGACCUGAGAAGGUGACAUGUCUCCUCCGACAAACUGCUUUUGGCAUCAUCUUCUCUGUGGCUGUUUCUUGUGUGCUUGCAAAAACUAUCACAGUGGUUCUGGCUUUCAUGGCCACCAAACCAGGAUCCAGGAUGAGGAAAUGGGUGGGGAAAAGACUGACUAAUUCCAUUGUUGUUUCUUGCUGUCUUGUUCAAGUAGGCCUCUGUAUUCUGUGGCUGGGAUCCUCACCCCCAUUCCCAGAUGUUGACAUGCAUUCAGUGGCUAAAGAAGUUGUACUGGAAUGUAAUGAGGGAUCUGUGACUAUGUUCUACUGUGUCCUGGGCUACAUGAGCUUCCUGGCCAUUAUCAGUUUCACUGUGGCAUUCCUCGCCAGGAAGUUACCUGACAGUUUCAAUGAAGCCAAGUUCAUCACUUUCAGCAUGUUGAUCUUUUGCAGUGUUUGGUUGUCCUUUGUUCCAACCUACCUGAGCACCAAAGGGAAAUAUAUGGUUGCUGUAGAGAUCUUUUCUAUUUUAGCCUCCAGUGCUGGGUUGCUGGGUUGCAUCUUUGCCCCCAAAUGCUACAUUAUUUUGUGGCGGCCUCAACUGAACAACAGGGAAUAUCUAAUAAGAAAUAAGGCCUGA